Molecule: messenger RNA, 7358 nt
Organism: Dermatophagoides pteronyssinus (European house dust mite)
Lineage: Eukaryota; Metazoa; Arthropoda; Arachnida; Sarcoptiformes; Pyroglyphidae
Molecular function (GO): protein binding
Source: RefSeq, a predicted model, not a curated record
UGUGUGUGUGUGAAUUGAGUUUAUGAUAAUUCAUAUUUAUUACAAAAUUAAGAAGAAUGUUUUCCAAAUAUUCGAAUACACGGAUAUCUGACAAUUCUUUGACAUCACCGGUUGCUAAUGUUUCAUUAGAUUUGUCCAAAGAAUCAUUCUAUCCAAAUUACGAAUUCAUUGAAAAAUCUGACAAACAUCGUUCAUUUAUAUCAGCCAGAUUCGAAAUAACCGAUGAUUGCGAAACAUCACCAUUAUCAACCACAUUAGUUGAUUGUUUUUCAUCUGGAUCAGAAUGUUGCUGUUCACCACCACCAUCAUCAUCUACAUUUAACAGCUGUGCUAAUCUUGAUCCACCGUUUCAACCUAACUUUUGUGAUAGCCAUAGUAAAUUCAUUAUGGCCACUGAUGUUACACCAACAAUGGCAAUGACAACAUGUAACAAUGAACAAUCGCCAUCAUCGAUAACAGCCAGAUUUGGAGAUCCAUUGGGUUCGCCUCCAACAGUUUCGUCUGGCUGUUCAGAUGAUUAUUAUUAUGGACCAUCAUCUGGCGAAUUUUCAUCAUCGGCAAAUGGCGAUUCAAUUCCGAUACAUACGCCGUCUUCAUCCUGCAAAAAUAAUGAUUAUUGGGCACUUAUUUCUAAAAAUGAUGAUUUUGAAUUGAAAAUAGAAGCUCAAGAAAAUUAUGUCUGUUUUAUUGGUUCCGAUCUUGUUCAUCGAAAACGACAAAUACAAUCACCAUGUAACAACAAAGAUAAAGACGAUCAUCAAGCUGUAUUGAUUUAUGCCAGCGGGUCAUUUCAUAUCAAAGAUCUCGAUUCAACAUUUGGUACAUUUGUAAAUGAACUUCGUGUGCCGUCUCGCAGCUUCAUACGUUUGAAUAUUGAUGAUGAGAUUCGUUUUGGCUUUGGUCCGGAUAUUUAUCAAUUAAAACAUUUGCCAUCAAAUCCAGUCAAUUUUAACCGCAGCCCAAAUGUUCAACAAAAACAAGUAGAUAUCAACGUCGACGAUGAAAAACAUCAUCGAUCGACACCGCCUGUAACAACAAUAAAAACAUCAUUCAAAAAUGACAAUUCAAAUGAGUUUUUCGUCCUUGGCGACGAACAUGACAAUAAUGAUGAUGAUAGCAAACAACUGAAACAAAUUCCAUCCUGCGAUCAAGCAACAGUACCAAAGUCUGCAAAACAAUCUCCAAUGAAUAAAUUAUUUCGUAUUAGUAUUAGAAAAAAUGAUAAAAAAUCUGAUCCUGUUAAACGCGGGUCGAAAAAAACAACGAUACAAACAUCAACAUCGACAGCUUCAUCAUCAUCAUCAUCCACAUCCUCAUCAUCGCAUAAUAAACUUUCUCCAUCAUCUUUUUCCCUGAUGUCAUCAUCAUCAUCAUCAUCAUCUCAAUCAUCAACACCAGUGACUUCAACACCUCAUACACAACAAACAUCAUCAUCUUCGAUGUUCAUGUCGGCAAUGAAAAUGAUGAAAGCUCGUUUCAAAAAGAAAUCAUCAUCAGCCACGGUCUCUGCUAAAGAUAAGAAAGAAUCAUCGUUGUUUAUUUGUUCGGGAAAUGAAGACAUAACCUUCAUCCGUUAUCAUCAUUAUAAACAAAAUCAUCCAUCCAUCCAUAAUCAGCAUAAAAUCGAGCCAUGUUCGAUAUCGGCACCUGAAUCUCCAAAUCAAUCUCGUCAUCAUAUCUAUCAUAGUCAUACAUAUCAGAAUACAGAAUUCCUUAGAAAAUUAUCUGAUGACUAUCCGAUUGUUUCGCUUUCAGGCUGUCCUUUUAUAACAGAUGAACAUGAAUAUGAUGAAGUAACUCCCGAACUGGACCUGGAAAAUGACGCCGAUGAUGAUGAAGCUCCUAGUUGUUAUUCUGAUAUUAGCCAAAAACAAUGGACAUGUAAAUCAAAAACAUCAACUAAUGUUGGUGAUAGCAAUCAGCAUUUCAACCACAAUCAUCGCACUUUGUCUCCAUCAACACCACUGCAAUUACCACAGCCGACUUCGACGUCUUUAACAAAAACAAAGCAUUCUUCUGUUAUGAAUACAGCACAAAAUAUUCAUGGAGAUUGUGGCCUGUAUCAAAAAAAUCCUCAUAAUAAUCAUCACGAUAUUAUCGAUGCUGAUGAUUACAAUGCAUCGCAUGAAUGUUUUGAUGUUGAAAAUCAUACAUCGACACAUGCAAUAGCCACUUUAUCAAAUAUCCAUCAUUUACCACAUCUAAACAGUGAAGAUCGUCUGAACAAUAAUAGUAGCUUAGAUUCAAACAUUGUUCAUUUUGAACACUUAUUGAAAAACUUAAAAAACAACAAAUUUGAAUCAAACACUAGCAGUGGCAAUCAAAAAGACAGCUGCGAAACGUCUAUUAAUUUAUCAACAAUCUUGUUAGAUGAUGAAAUACAUCAACGAACAAGAUUACAUCAACAAGAACCGAAUGAAUCGUUUUGCCAAAAUAAUGUCAUAAUUUCAUCAUUACCACCACCAUCAUUAAAUCAAGAAACGACGACAAUGACAACAAUCGAAACUACAGUCACACUUGGUUCAACAUCUUCCUUAUUAUUAUAUACAAGUCCGAAACAGUCGUCGGUAACAUCAACUACAUCAGCUAAUAAUAAUCGUAUUCAUUGCAAUGAUUAUAAUGCUAAAAAUCGAGUUGACUAUAUUUGCCAAAACGAACAAGAACGACAAAAAGAUGGAAUCGUUGUCUCUGAUGAUGAUGGAAAGUGUAGAAGUACUUUAACAAUGUUGUCAUACUCUAAUUCUGUUUUUGAUGAAAAACAACAAAUCAAUUCAACUAACGAAACUCUUUUAAAUUUCGAAAAACGAUCACCUUUGGCAGCAACAACUGUGGAAACCACUGCGGAAAAGGCAACUGUCAAUGAAACAACCUUGAAGAAUAGGAACAAUAUUGAACGUCAUUUGAAUCAGUUGAAUAAUAAAUCAAUACAUAAACAUAAACAUAGUGGAAAGCAACAACUAGUUGUCGUGCCGGUUGAUUCAGAUUCGGGGGCUGUCACCGAUGCCGAUACCAACGAUCUAUAUGAUAUUGAAGAUUCGAGACGAGGACAACGACGUCCUUCUUCCUCCUCAUCAUCAUCAACAAAAAUAACCAGUUCAUUUGACCAUUAUCAUCCAACAAAUUUUCUUGCUUCGACUAGUAGUGGACGAUCAUCAUUAGGAACUUCGGCCACAUUGGCUAAUUCAAAUAACGAUAACGAAUUUCAUUUGUCUUCAUUGGAACAUGAUGUUGAAUUCGACUAUCAGCAGCAACAUUGUAAUAAUGCUCGAACACAACAGCCACAAUCAUUGCCAGUAUCUUUGCAACAACCACGUUCUCGGCAUUCAAUCGGUGGAAUGGCAUUUGUGAUCAAUUUUGAUGAUAAUGAAAAUGAAUUGAAAACCAAUGAAAAAUCCCAAUAUUCAAUUAAAAAAGAUGAAAAAAUUACCAGAAGGCCAUCACCACUUUUUCUUAACAAUCAAAAUAAUAAUAUAAAUUGCCUGAGUGAUGUCGAACAACAAAUAACAAAUGUAUCACAAAGCGCGAGAAAUUCGAACACUGCCAAAAACAACAUCUCUAUAACGACUACAUCUAUGAAACGAUUGUCAAACGUAACAUCUAUACCGUUAAAUACAUCGCCCAAAACUAAUAUUGCCUAUGUGUUCGAUUUAAAUGAUAUGAACGAGAUACAAAAGCCACCUAUCGAAUUGUCAAACAAUUCCCGUCACACCCAAUAUCAAUCACCGUCAUUAUCAUCAUCGAUGAAGAAAAGUGAUACUUAUGAUAAAAAAAUCAAUAAAAUAUUGACAAAUGAUUGUCUUUCGACAAUGAAUAACGACAAAGACAAUUUUGCCAAAAUUGAUCAUCAAAAAAAUCCUAAAAAUCAUUGUUCAGUGAAAAUACCUUCAUCAUCAACUGAGCCAACAACGGUGAUUAAUGAAAUGAAAAAGAAUAUUGAGAUGAAUUCGGGUCAAAUUUUAUCAGGUAUCGAUAUGAUAGAUAAUGAUGCGAAUCGUCAUAGUGAUGUAACACUACAACAAUCAACAUCACGGCGAAAUGGUCAAUUAAGUGAAUCUGCUGUCUAUCUGAUUAAUCGAAUGUUUGAGCAUAAUAAUAAUUAUCAACAAAAUCGUCAUCAUCAUCAUCACCAUCGUAGCGAAAGUGUGAGUAGCCAUGGAUGUUACGAUUUUAGCGAUGAUGUUGAUUUUGAUAAUCAUCAUCGCACUGAUGAAUAUUUUGGUGUGCAACAUGGUCACAUUCUUCAGGCCGACAAAGUUGAUCAAUCAGCUAAAACAUUAGCAACCCAAACAACAAAGACACAUGUUAAAUCAAUGAAUCGUCGAAGUAUGGAAUAUGAUGAUGAUUCAUUGAGUUCAUUGAAUCUUAUCAAAGAUCAAUCAGCAAAAUCACAUCGAUCGUCAUUACAUCGACAAAAUCCUAAAUCCAUCGAAUCUGAUGACGUUGUCACUAUGAUUGGAAUAGACCAACAGGUCAUAGAUACUAAUAUCAGUGUUGUUGAUGACGAGGAUGAAUUGAGCGAUACUGGAACGUAUGUUAUCGAUAUUGAUGAACUAACUGGUGAAAAAAAUAGACGAAAAUCAGAAAAUCAAAAUGUUGGAAAUUCAAAAAAAUUAAUUCAAAAAUCACCAACAAAGAAAAAAUCUGCCCAACCCAAACAACAUUUUAUCGAUGAUAGUGACGAAAUCAGGAUCAAAUCAUAUGAAAAUCUAGGUGUUGAAAUUGAACAUGAUGUUCAUUGUAAUGAUGGUGAAGGUGGUAACACUGAAGCAAAUUCCGACGAAUUCGGCGACGAAGAAGAUUACGAUGAAGAUGAAGAUCUUCAAGAUGAAAAUGAUGAUGAAGAUAAACUUGAAGUAGCACGAAAACAAAUCGAUGAACUAUUCAGCAAUUAUGAGAAACAUAAAAAGAAUAGUAGCCAUUACCCGUUAAAGAAAGAUGCAACAUUUACUCGAUCAAAACGUCGUUCUAGCUGUUCAGAAGUGAAUAGUUCAUCGACAUAUCAUGAUGACAAAUCAGAUCUAUCAAAUCAAAUGAUUAGUGCCCAACCAUCAGCAAAAUUAUUCGAUGUUAUCGACGAAAAUAUUAAACAUUCAACAAAUAUUGGUGAUAAAUCUAAAAAAAGAAUCAGUAGUGAAUUAAUGAGCGCAUUCAAAAGGAUUAACUCUAAAUUAGAAAAGACAGCUCGACUUGGAAAGUUAUCAUUAUUAUCACCUUCGUCAACGGCUACAGUUGUCACCACAACCAGUUGCACACCGUUAGCCGAAAAUACUAAUGCUGAAAAUCGUCACUCAACGAAAUCUGUAUCAGCACUCUCGAAACCACCUUUGAAAUGUAGUUCGGCACCUUCAACACCGCUAUUGGAUAAUCGAAAACAGUCAAUGAAUAAUCGAUUACAUGCCCGAAACAUUAGCCGUAAAUCUGCAAUGCCGUCAACAAUCACGAAUAACGAUUCAUCUUCAACCGAGCGACUUGAUAAUAAUGAUUCUCGACAACGAGCUCGUAGUGGAUCAAUGACAUCCAAUUCUUCGGCCUCUUCUAGUUUACGUUUCAAUCGUGCAUUUGCAUUGCGUCGUGCUCGUCUCGGUAUGGAUACCUGUGGUGUAGAAAUUUCUGAACAAUCUGCUAAUAAGGCUAAAGAAUCACAAAAAACGACAAAACUAAUUUCGCCAUCAUCAUUCAAACGUAACGAUGGUGGAAGAUUUAGUCUUCGGGUACCAAGCACUCGAAUUCCACAGAACACAUGUAAUCAAUUUACAAAAGGAUCGCGAAAACCACCAUCUUCGUCAACAACGACAAUUGCGUCAACCAAUAAAAAAGUACUUAAACAGCCACCUGUUUCAAGUAAAAUUCCAACUAUAAAAUCACAUUCAGCAUCAUCAUCCGUUUGUUCAUCAAUUGAAAAUCUUACUAAUGGCCUUGGAAAAGGCAAGGUAAACAAUGGACAUUCAUUGGCUUCGAUGAAUCAUCGUAAUCAAUCACAGCGCCGAGUGAUUCCUCAUUCAGAUAAUGAAAUUCAAUUCGAUGCUGAAUGUUCAUCAUGUGAUGAUUGCGAGACGCGUCCCUUAUUACAUUUUUCACGUUUUGGUCGGCGAUCAUUACGUUGUAUGCCAUCAUCAGCCGGUAGCAAUGACAAUAGCACUCCAUGGCUAAAAUCGCUUGCAAAUAAAUCCAUCAAUUCAAAUGCCGAACUUGUUUUUGACAAACGAAAUAAGGCAGAAAUUCAAUCACAGCCACCUACUCAAUGUUCAUAUUCCUUAUUUAAUGGAUCAUCUAUACAGAGCAAACAUCGAACAUCCUCAGCAAAUAGUUAUCGUUCAGAAAGCGAUAGCCAAAAUUAUAUUUCUGUUAUUGAGCCUUCAUCACCAUCUAUUGUUGAUCCCAGGACAGCUAGGCAAAUGGUUCCCCCGUUUCAGGUUGGAAAACGCUUCUUUUCCACUAAACCACAUCGAAUGGCACAAUUCGAUAAGGAUUUCAACACCAUUAUUCAUGGCCAUCAUUCCGCAAGUGCUAAUCCAUCUCCGAUGCGACAAAUGUCUGCCGAUUCAAAUCUGAUGACUCAUUCUGUCACCGAAUGUCUAUUGUCAGAUCGUUUAAACAUUGAUAGUAAAAGACAAGAAACAAAAUCAAACGAAGUACCAACAGGAUCACCAGUCAUUUCAUCUGGUAUAAAUGCCAGAAUAUUUUCCAUUUCUCCAUUAGAUUCAUUAGUGAUAUCAGCUAUUAAUCAACUGUCUUCUAAACUUCGAACAAGAAUGCGAGAUUUUCUUGAACGUGAACGCACCAAUCAUUCACCAGGAUCAGAAGCACGAACAUUGAUUGAAGAAAUUUUGCCUCAAGUAAAUAAUGUAAACGGACCAGAUUCGUCAAAAUCUAAUCAAACACGUAACAAUUAUAAUCAUGAUUCAUCGAAUAUCAGUCGUGAUCUGUCUAAUAUAUUGAAAAAUUUGAAAAAAGUAGAACAAAUUUUUGAUGUCUUCUCAAUGGUCGUUGAACCGUAUACAAAUGAUACGAAAAUUGUCGAAAUCCACGAAUCAGAUGGCCCCAUCAUAACGAAUAUCUCGGAUAGUGAUACUAGCGGUAGUGGUGAUGGUACAAAUGGAUCGGUCGUCAUAAACAAUUGCACAAGUACCAAAACGUCCAUAAAUCGAUCACGGCGAUUACCAUUUAUGAUUCCCUCACAAAAACCAUCGGCAAAUGACUUUAUACAAUCACCGCCAUCACCUGAAUCCUCAUCGCAACCGCGAUCAGGAUUCUUUAUUGAAAUUUAAAGUGGCCUUUCAUAAAAUCAUCAUUAUCAAAAUGAUAAUUUACUUUAAAGAUUUGAUACAUGCUACAAAAUAUAAUUUUGAUUCAUUUAC